Physella acuta is the source of this 860-nucleotide messenger RNA. RefSeq lists its product as uncharacterized. The record is from RefSeq and is a predicted model, not a curated record. Gene Ontology annotation, cellular component: extracellular region. Gene Ontology annotation, molecular function: enzyme activator activity. Gene Ontology annotation, biological process: digestion; lipid catabolic process. NCBI's taxonomy places the organism in Eukaryota, Metazoa, Mollusca, Gastropoda, Physidae.
AUUUGUUAUCUGGAUCAAACCGGCCGUUAAUCAGCGACAAGUCUCGUGACUUCACGCCAUAGACGAGACGAGAGUUGACGCGUGAACAUGAAGGUUUUGAUUCUUAUAUUUCUGGCUGUCGCGGCUGUUACAGCAGAUGACAGACAGCAUGCCAGACAGACAAACAGCUGUCUGACCAGCUCAGACUGUGCUGCUGGCCAGUGUUGUAUGGGCAGCAGAUUCAUACUGGGCAGAAAACAGCUGGGAGGCACAUGUGUACACAGGGGCACUACAGGGGACAAAUGUUACGUGAACAACGAGCAGUAUCUACCGACACAUGACAGCACGAUGUACUACAACAGCUGUCCCUGUCAGGACGGCAGUCACUGUGUGGGCUCAGGUUUUCGUGAGGUACCCCAGGGGGAGGUUGGCGUGUGUUCGGCCCCUGCCCUGACCAAGAAAGCUGUGGACGCCCCCUGCUCUACUGUCAGGGACUGUGGGGCAGACGAAUGUUGUAUCAGCCUCAUGCAGCCCGUGGGGAGAAGGCGAGCGGCCUUUGGGGCUGGGGGAGUGUGCAAGAAACUUGGUGGAGUCGGAGACUACUGCCUGGUGAGGGUGACCCAGGUGUCAGACAUGAACAUGGAAUGUCCCUGUGCCGCUGGUCUGUCCUGCCACGGGUCAGGUUUCAUGGUGAUACCCCAGGGGGAGACAGGAACUUGUGGAUAGUCUACACGUCAACGCCAGCAGACGUCACCUCUAGAAGACGUCACCUUUAGCAGACGUCAUUUUGCAGAAGAUUUUGUUUCAGUUUAAACUUGUUUCCAGCUUGACCGUGAAAAAAAGCAAUAAAAAUAAAUUAAUUUGCUUUUUACAAACUUUUA